Molecule: messenger RNA, 447 nt
Organism: Theileria orientalis strain Shintoku
Lineage: Eukaryota; Apicomplexa; Aconoidasida; Piroplasmida; Theileriidae
Exons: 7
Coding region: 1-447 (148 amino acids)
Source: RefSeq, a predicted model, not a curated record
AUGGCUAGAAGGAACAAUAGUUUGAUGAGCGACCUCGUGCGUUUAGUCCUGACGCGAUCCAGGUUUAAUAAGUCUAAUAUUGAGAGCUCGAGAGUCACACAGUCGCCCAUGGUGAAAAUGCACUUGAAUAAGACUAAGCUGCCGCUGUUCUUUUACCAUACACAUAAACAGCCUCAGGAAGGUGCCUCUGAAAUCGACUACACGAAUGACAAGAAUAAGGAUGUUUCUAAGGUGGAUUCGAUGAUUGAUGAUAUGGAAAUCUUUGAAGUGAUGCCUCUGAAAAUCUUAAACGCCCACAACUACACAGAAGAGGAGCUUAAAAAGAUGCCUAAUAACAGCGAAGCUAGAGAAGUUUAUGAAUAUUUGUUUGUGGAAUCUCCGGAUUCCCAACAUGGUGUCGCUGGCACUGUGGAAUCAGAUCAAAACCCAGCUAAUGUUCUGCAAUAA